GCGGCCAAUCAGGCGGCGCGACCGGCGGCGUGAUUGCCUGACGGUAUUGCGCGCGCGCGCGCGUAUGAGUAUGUGUGUGCGUGCGGCGCGCGUAUAGGUGGCCCGUCGCGAAAUAUAGUAGCAGCCAUCUUAUAUUUUGUGUCGGAGAAAAACAAUUUGACCGUACAAAUGUUUCGCGACUGCCCGUGAAGCCGCUCGACGCAGGGAGGCGGGUGAGGCGCUCGAUGAGGCGCGACGUUUUUCGACCCUAGACCCGGACCACUACAUCAGCAAAGGUGGAUUGGUACGCAGGAUAUGAGCAGUUUGUCAAGCGCAACCUGACUCUGCUCCCCCAUCAGCAAGCAGCGCAGCAGCAGGACGAGCAGUCUCAGCAGCUGGUUCAACCGCAGCAGGCUGACAUUAUGACAUCCAUGUUCGAUCAGCAGAUCAAAAGCGAGCCCAUGGGGUUCUAUUCGGUCGCUUCCAGUCGCUCGGACGGGUCCAACUCCAUGGUGAAUCUGUCCGACGAUCGUGAGGAUCUCUCGCAGCAGGAGGGUCACCUGCAGCCUCAGCAGCAGCAGCAGACGUUGCAGCUGAGCCAGCAGCCGGGUCAGCAGCAGGGCCAGCCGCAGGGUCAACAACAGAAUCCGCAGCAGAAUCAGCAACAGCAGGGUCCGGGCAUGCAGCAGCAGCAACAGCAGCAGCAGCAGGAGUCACCGAGUCGCCAGUCGACGGGCCAGCAGACCGUUAAGGAGGGCUCGCGGUCCAAGCCUCAGCCUUGUAAAGUCUGCGGCAAGGUGCUGUCCUCCGCCUCGUCCUAUUACGUGCAUAUGAAACUUCAUUCGGGGAACAAGCCCUACCACUGUACAGUAUGCGAGGCGAGUUUUUGCCGCAAACCUUAUCUGGAAGUGCACAUGAGGACGCACACGGGGGAGCGGCCGUUUCAAUGUGAGCUGUGUCUCAAGAGGUUUACGCAAAAGAGCAGUCUCAAUACUCACAAGCGGGUGCACACGGGCGAGCGGCCGUACGCGUGCGACAUCUGCCACAAACGCUUCGCCGUCAAGAGCUACGUGACGGCGCACCGUUGGAGCCACGUAGCCGAGAAGCCGCUGGUCUGCGACCGAUGUUCUCUCACGUUCACGUCCAAAAGUCAAUUUGCGAUUCACAUCCGUACACACACCGCCAGUACCACUUACGAGUGCAAUAUCUGCGGACGUACAUUCGUACGCGACAGUUAUCUGAUAAGGCAUCAGAACCGGGUGCACCGCGACAUGAACCAGAGCAGCUCGAAUCACAACCCGCCGACGCCGCAGAGCAGCGGCGCCGGCACGCCGGGCACCGGCUUCGAGAGCCCGGUCUGCGAUCUGCGCUACAGCGAGGGACCGUCGUCGUUGGACGGCCUCGCGGGGGCUAAGGGCGCGGGCAUCGCCGCGGAGAUCGCCAGUUUAGCCAAGCAGAACAAUCUACAGCUUCCACUACCGCUGCUGCAUCCGCAGACCACCAACUAGUGUUUAGACAGCAGCAGCGCUACCCAGUCCCUGCCGCAACACCAAUCACCGCAGCAAGUAGUAUGUCCCACCUCGGCGCCUUCGCCGUUCACACUUAACUCACCACCUAUAUCUCACACCGAGCACACGAGCACACCGCAGAGUGUCUACCAAACGACGGGCUCCUCCGAUCCCCUGGAUGGCCCCAACUCCCAAAUCUAUCCGCACUUGUCGUCGUCCCCCCUUGUAGACCCAACGUCGGAGUCGCAUCAUCAGCUGCACCGCGGCAUCCCUCCGCCAGGGCUUCACCCCGCGCUCUAUCUCUACGCUCAGUACUCGAAUACGAGCCCCGCGACUUCGUAUUCCGAGUAUAUGCAGCGUGACGCUAAUUGAACGCGAGUUUUCACCUAGCAUCGACCAACGAUUCCAAACGCGAGCGAAGAUGCCAGUGAGACUGGUGCUAUUUAAUCGCGUCGGUUGAUCAAAGUGCCUAUCGAGCAUCCACUUCCGGUUCGUAACAACGGAUGCUCGCUCGUCACGGUUUAGGAAUACGGUUUCGGUUUCGGUCCAGGUGCAGGGAUACGACUUGUCAGCUCGAUCAAUUCGCCAAGUGUUCGAUAAACAAUCGCUGAUACUCUUUGUGUCUUUAUAUCUAAUGGAUUAUAUAUUCGCCAGCAUCUUUUAACAUGGGAUUGAAUAGCACCCGCUUGAAGCGGUUUUUAAUCGUUGGACGAUCAAAUCGUGCCGGCGCAGAUCGUUCAUCACUUGUACGCGAUGCUAGCUGAAACCGAAGCGUAACGUCGUUUCUACGAGUCUCCGCGAUUUCAGCACUCUUGUUUUCGCCUGGUUUUAAUCACGUUUCUGUGAAUAUAUACAUACACAUAUGUACACACACACGCGCGUGUAUGUGCGCGUGUGUAUACGUGUAUGUGUGUGUGUGUAUUAUGCGAGCCAUUACGACGCAUACACAUAUUUAUAUUAUAUUUUUAAAGGAGUUUAGUCACUUGAAUCUGUGAUAUAGAUAGUAAUUAUUAUCUACAAUGUUUAAAGUAUUGGUUUACUAUUUUGAUGAGAUAUCAAAACGAGGAAAAUGAAAAAAGCAAUGUCACGAGGUGAUCAAAAAUUUCUAGCAACUGGCUGGUCUCUACCGACGGCGUGUUUGGUAGACACCCUAUUGUUAAUUUCUAACAACAACAACAACAGUAACACUCUAUACGGCUAAUUCUACUAUUAUCGCUGCUAUUAUUCUAACUACCACUAUCACAUCUAUCACCACCACCGACAUUUCCCCAAUUAUAUAUUAUCUAUCGCUACUAUUACGGCUAUUACUACCACUAUUACUCUACUGCUACUACGUACUACUAUACUACUAAACGAAAAAAAAAAACCAAACUAUUACGGAUCACACUAUUGCUAAGGACACACACUCGCACACGCGAGAGCGCGCGUUUAUUUCGGCGAUUACGCGUAGCGCGUACGACUACGGGCCCGUCACAUAGUCGUCAUGGUUUCUCUUUAGCUUGAAACGCUACGAGGACUCCUUCUGUCGCUUUCUUUCUCCGUAGAUCGCGAAUAACGCUCGUCCCUUCGCAACGCCGACACGGAUAUGUUUCGUAUGCGACGAGGCGCGCGCGUUUGUGAUAAAAGGGAAGAAAACAAAAAUGGGAAAAUCGUUCUUCGUUAGAGGGUAGAGCACACAGCUUUCGAUCAGUUCCAUAGUUGUACUUACUUUCCACAUAUCUCGAGGUGUGUACACAGAUAUACAUAUAUAUAUAUAUAUAUUUGUAUAUAGGUACAUAUACAUACACGACGUACGAAUGUAUUAUAAAGCGGAAGAGUAGGAGAAUGCAGGUCAUUAAAAAAGAAAGAAAAACCAGUUCUACCACGUAAAAAGGCGCAAUAGGCUGUUGAUUCUUCGCGAACGCUCUUAGCCAUUAGUUUAUUAUUAACUCCUGUUCUCUUUCUCUCUCUCUCUUUCUCUCUCUUACAAUCACGCUACGAGCUUUAGUGCAAGCGCGGGGGAACCAUGACAACCGCGCGUAGAACUGGGAGUAAAUCUCAAAGUGCACAUCUGAAACGCGGCCGUCGCUUUUCGUGUCCGAUUGUGAGAUUACCGCGACCACGUGUAGAUGCGAUUCGCCAGCACACGUGCGCGAUGGAGCCGCGCGGAACCGCGUAUUGUAGAGCUACGAAGGUACACAAAUCGAAAGAAGCUAUGUAUUUGCGCUAGCGUGCCUCGAACCCCUUUAUUGCAGUGUUCUCUCUCUCUCUCUCUCUCUCUCUCUCUCUCUCUCUCUCUCUCUCCCCCUCCCCCUGGCGAAAGUAAUUUGUUUAUUAAAAAUUUAUAAGAAGUUUGCUUAAAUGUUGAGUCAAUGUUUUAUUUGAGUUUUAAAAUAUUUAUUGAAUUGUUCGUGAGAUAUAAAUUUUAACGUGGAAUUGUUUAUGACAUGUUCACGGCUACACGUGUUCAAAUUGCGUUUAACGACACAAUGUCGAACGUUUCCAUUAUAGUUUUCGAAGUGUUUGUAAAAUGUUAUUGUCAGUAAAGAAUUAACCGGGUGUUUGCAACGUACUUGCAAACGGUAUAACCAUCAAUAAAACUCUUCAUAAAUAAAUAUAAACAUCAUCUCUCACUUAAAAUUUUCGCCAGGGCCCUCUCCCUAUCUAUCUACCUAUCUAUCUCUAUCUCUCUUCCUUUCAGUGAUCUAAUUUUUACAUCGUGAAAUGAUCAAAAUGAUCCUGCGCGCGUAUGCCUGAGGCUUUCGAUUUAAAGAGGACGCGAAGUCACCUGGGCAAGACUGAUCUUUAUCGUAACGGACUACAAGAUGCGAAAUGUUUUAUUCUUUCUCUUCCUUUAUGUCUAUUUCUCUCUUUCUCUCUUUCUCUCUCUAUUUUGUUCCCCCUUGGUCAAUCCGCGUUCUAUCUUUCGACCGGGGGCGCAUGUAAGCGCGCUGAAAAAGAGGACGGUACGAGAGAGUCUUUCAUUGAUGAAGAAGAGCCGCGUAAAAAUGCACACGUUCGUGGACGAGAUGAGUCGAGCAGUCGGACAAUUGGUUAACGGUACAUCCGUCGUUUCGAUUAAUUAACGUACGGUUAAUUAGUCAGGCGGCUUAUCGCAUUGAUUUAAAAUUGAAUAAGCGAUUAAGUUAAUUACGCGCGGGAGAGAUCCGCGAAACGCGCGAUUUCUCGUUCACGCUGUUUGAGGAACGAGGUGCAAUGAGAGAAAGCAAUUGAUCUUUUUUUUUGUCGGCUAGUCAUUGGGCAGCUCUACGAGAUAUUAAGUGUACUACAAAGCUGUGAUUAAAGCCUCCGUGCAUAUGACCGCGCAGCUCCUAAUUAUAGUGAUAUAAAUAUAUUAUAUAUAUAUAUAUUUUGUAGUUUAUUAUAAAUAUGUAAGUAAAAGUGAAAUUAGAUAGCCUUAGGAAUAUUUAAAAAUCCGCAAUUCCGGUCGAUCGGUUAAUUAUUCACUCACGAUCUCUUUCUUUCUUUUUUUUUUUUUUUCCCUCUUCUUCGUUUUAGACGCGUACCCUCGCAGUGUUGGGCAAAGGCAUACAUGAUGCGUAGGUAUCAUAAGUUAUCACUUGGGGCGGUCUCGUCGAUUAUGCGAGCGUUCAAAGAGAGUUUUAUACGAGGCGCGCGCGGGGCGCGGGUUUACGUUUUGUAAAUUUUUAUACAACGAUCGUACUGUUUGAAAUAGAUGCUUGCUUGCUUUUUUUUUCUUCGGAGAGCCGCUCUUAUCUUAUCAACGCGCUUUAAGCUGACUUGUUUGCCAAUCCGCGAAUUGCCAGUCGAUUGCACCACGCAAUUUAUUAUAAAUACUCGAUCGCGGGGCUCGGUUUGUGUCCGUUUGAAUAUGGUCGCGCGCAAAUACGGGAUAGUGUACGAGGGGUGCGUUCGUUCAGUCGAGAGAAGGAGCCAUUGGUUUACUCGCGUUCGCCAACGCUGAGACUGGAAACUUGCGCAAAAGGAUUAUUGCUUGCGGAAUUUCGCGUACGGGCGACAAUAUCGCAUUUUCCAGAGGAACGACACGCUCCUCGCCGGCAGCGGCAACGAUUUCCCCGACGUCUCGGGGAAAAGUACGGGGCGUCGCGACUGCGCCUCGUCGCCGAGACGAACGCGACCGCGGCAAAUUUCAGCCCAGGAACGAUCGUAGCCGGUAACAUCAGCGUCCCGAAAACGUAGUGAGAUUUUAACUGUGUUAUCCGAUACGUAGAAUUAGGAGCUAUUUCAGACAGUAUGCCGCGUACAAUAUAGGCCGUGCGCGUAUAUUUUUUAGGAUUGCCCAGCACUGACCUAUCGAAACUCUCGAAUCCGGUAAUAACGAUCUCACAAACCGGCCGCUUUUUUUCGCGGACGUAUCAUCGAGUUCUGGUAUUCGCGACAU
Molecule: messenger RNA, 5850 nt
Organism: Vollenhovia emeryi
Lineage: Eukaryota; Metazoa; Arthropoda; Insecta; Hymenoptera; Formicidae
Product: zinc finger protein 2 homolog
Exons: 2
Coding region: 402-1487 (361 amino acids)
Biological process (GO): regulation of transcription by RNA polymerase II
Molecular function (GO): RNA polymerase II cis-regulatory region sequence-specific DNA binding; DNA-binding transcription factor activity
Source: RefSeq, a predicted model, not a curated record